CACAUAUUGGGUUUACCCAAAGAACAUGGAAAAUACUUGUAUGGCCACCUGGUCGCGCUAUUAUGCCACGGCUGGUAUAUAACGUCGUCAAUGAAACGACCGCUUUGCAAUUUCCAUAUAUUUUAAUGACACGGGCAGCAUAAUUAUGAACGGUUUACAAGUGAGAAGUCAUUGCCAAUCACUGCAGACUGGCCGAAACGCUGUAGCUCGGUGGUGGCCGAGUUAUUUUUAUAUCGCUUCAAUUGCCUGUAUGAAAGAUAGCCAUCUGAGGGGGAUUAGUCAAUAAAUAACACGCAUCUGAGGAAUUCUUCUGCAUAUAACAUCUGGCUGCCUGGCUGACGGGUUAGUCUUGAGUGUAAACAGCGUGGUGUGAGAGAGAGAGGGAGAGCGCUUUAUCACGCCGUGUUACACUGCGCCACGGUUCGGCUGGAGAUGGCAGUUUGUGGGGGCACCUGUGAACCCGCCUCUUCCCCGUCCCUGGGACGCGGAUCCGUUACCCCCUCGCCAGACGGACCUGCUAUCCACGGGAAAGACAUGUCUCCCGCGGAGACACCGAGGAAAAACAAGAGGAAACUGAGUUCUCCCAGAAAGCGUGCGGACUUCAGUAUUAAGAGACUGUGCCCGGAGACAAGUCCCGGGAGUGCCAUGUCGGACUCCGGGUGCAGUGAGGAUUUUGAGGGGUGGGAGGAACCCCCGGACACGCCCGACCCCGCCUAUCUACCAGAGCCGGACGACUCUUCCCAGGGAGUCGGCGAACGAGGCAAUUCGGCUCGUUACGUCCCAAUGACAAACAUUAUGAACGGAAUAAGAGCGAACUGUGUCGUGCCAAGCAUAUACUUGAACAAGACUCACUUCUCAAUUCCACCCACCGCGUUAAUUCCUGGAUUUUCUGCUUUAAAAAUUCCCACAGCAUUUCCAGACGGAAUCACAGCCCGACAGGUGGAACUGGUGGGCAGAACAAGUGUUCACGGAUUCGAGACUCAGGACCAGGACGACCCUGAUGAUUACAUCUCUGGUAAAGGCAGCAGCAGGAAGCAGAGGAAAAACUACAAGAACAUGACGAGAGAGAGGCGAGUUGAAGCCAACGCCAGGGAGCGAUCCCGUGUCCACACGAUCAGUGCUGCGUUUGAUGCCCUCAGACAGGCUGUGCCGUCAUACUCAUACAAUCAAAAACUUUCUAAACUCGCCAUUCUUAGGAUUGCAAGCAGUUACAUCAUGGCACUUGCGAGACUGGCAGACUUGGACUAUUCUCAAGAACAAAACUCUUGGUCAUUUUCCGAGUGUGUAGAUAUGUGUACCAGGACCAUUCAGACAGAAGGCAGAGCCAGGAGACGGCACUAACUUAUAUAUAUAAUAUAUAUAUAUAUAUAUAGUUACGUCUCUUAAGAUGACUCUACAUACGAUUAAUGGUGUUAGAAUAUCAAACCCCUGUGGUUAUGUGUCUUCUAGACCUACUAGAAGAAAUGGCUGGACUACCAAACUCUGUGGUUUUGGUGUCUACAAGGAUCUACCAAACAGAAUGGCUGGGAUACUAAACUCGUGUGGUUUUGUCGAACAGGACCUAUUAAAAAGAAAGACCAGAAUACCAGACUCGUGUGGUUUUACAUUUACGAGGACCUACCAAAACGAAUGGCUAGAAUACCAAAACUCGGGUGGUUUUACACCUACAAGGACCUACCAGAAAGAAUGGACGUGGUCAGAAGACACCGCCGACGUAUUUAAUUAUACUAAGACCCUUAAGUCACAAGGGCAGGCUAGGAUGCCACUUUUAGCAAAUGCAAAUCAAUAAUAAACCAAAAUCUGUGAUAUUUAUCUCAACUUUGCUAUUGAUGUUCAGUGUGUUUUAGUGGAUGACAUGACAUCUACUUUUUGUUCGUUGUGGAUUUUUAUGCUUUGUUAAUGUGCUUUUGUUCAUGCAAUAUGUUGUUGGUUCGUAUAUUUUGUUAAAUGCUUAUAAUGUUUUUAGCAAUAAACAAAUGCUUGUUAUUUAACAGAUAAGCAUUGUCAAACAUU
Molecule: messenger RNA, 2013 nt
Organism: Gigantopelta aegis
Lineage: Eukaryota; Metazoa; Mollusca; Gastropoda; Neomphalida; Peltospiridae
Molecular function (GO): DNA-binding transcription factor activity; protein dimerization activity
Source: RefSeq, a predicted model, not a curated record